GUUUAAAGCCACAUCCAACACGUGACGUCACCAGCCACUAGUCGUUAUGUUUCCGUAACCGUUUGAAACUGAGAAGAAAAAAAGGAAAAAAAGGCGAUCGUCAUCGACGUCGUCAAUCCUUAGUCAGAAAACCGCCGUCAUCAUGUCGGACGACGAGAUUGAAGUCACGGCGUCGCGAACCUCGCGUCGCAAUGCCGACAGACGAACCCCGCGAUUCAGUUGGAACCUGGCUUAUGAAGAGACUUUCUUCAGGUCGCUAUGCGAGUCCAUGCAGAUGGGAUACAAAGAAAACCACAGCUUCAAGUCGGGCGCUUGGGAGCGCGCCGCCGUCGCCCUGCGCGACAAGCACGGAGCUUAUCCCGAGAAGAGCCACCUCAUCAAUAAAGCCGACAACGCGCGUAAAAAGUUCCGUAUGUGGAGAGGGUUAAGAGAGGACCCAGAGUUUUUAUAUAACCCUACCACCCGAAUGGUUACGGCAAGCGAGGAAGCAUGGAGAAGACAUUUCGAGAAAGAACCGCUGUCCAAAGCCCUGAGGGGUCGCCCUUUCGACCACGAAGAAUAUAUGGAGAUUCUAUUCCCCGAUGUCGUCGGUUCCGGCGGUGCCCCUAAACGCAUCAUGAAGCCGAGACGGAGGAAUCCCGACGGUACUCUGUCCGGUAGACCGAGUACCGCAGACCAGACUGCUAUUGAUCCCUCUCUCGAAUCGAACAUAUUCGCUCAGACUCCGGCGCAAAGCCAAACUCAGCAAACCCAACCUCUAAGCCAACCCGUUCCAACCCCUCCCGUUCCCCAGCCUAUGCAGAGACCUUCGUCAACUACUAUCCCGCCCCGAACAACCAUAAACACAAAUCCGAGCGCGCUUACACCACCAGAUGAGCACGUCCCGAACACACAAGCCCAAAAACGACCAAAUCCUAACCCAAUACCCAAUUACCAAGAGAAGCGUCGCGGGCGACCCUCGCGCUUUUCUUCCAACUUUUAUACCCAGCAGUCUACCACUCCGGCAUCCUCUUCUUCUUCUUCCGCACUUCCUCCUCCUGCCGCCGCCGCCGCCGCCGCCACCACCACCACCACCACUACUACCCCUUCUGCGCCGGCUGGACUUCAUUCUUCCUUCACUUCUACUAAUAUCAUCGAAGAUGGUAUUUUAUCUUUAGCUGAGGCUCUCAGAGCCCGUAGCCCGCCGAAAUGGUCCGAGCAGGCUGUUGAGAUUUUCUUCCGCGAGUUCGCAGAAGAGGAAGCUGACUUACAGCUCAAAAUUGCCGAGAAGGCUCUAACAGACGAGAAUAAAGCGAUGGUAUUUGUUAAGAUGACGCCGGUGCUGAGGCGACAUUGGGUCGGCAGGCUCAGAGAGGUUCACAUGCGAAAUUUGGGUGGUGGACUUGGCCUAGGAGGGCGAGUUGGGGAGGAAGGUACUUGAAAAGGAAAAAAAUUCUACUUACCUUAGGUAGUAUCUAUACUCGCGGAGUCGGGCGCACGGGCGUUAUUUAGUAGCAAGUUGAAAGCAGCGGAGGGGUGUAUGAUCAAAGGCUAAAAACUGUGCAUGAAAAAAAAGCCUUGAAAAAGUCGAAUAUGGCCCAGGUGGAAGACCUCACGACUUUGUAUUUUCGAUAAUUGGCAACCUGAUUAGUGCCAAUCUUUUGCCUCGAGCGGAAUAUCGGCUCCUUGCCGCUCAGUUUCGCAGUUACAUACGUUAUGAUCUGAGCACGUAUAUACCUCUUAUACUGCUUUACGAAACUCAAUGGUAUUAUUAUAAGGGGGGGUUAUUAUUUUCUCCUUGGCUCAAACUGGCUCUUUAUCUCUUGUUAGCUUCAUUCUUUAUGGGUUCAAAACAAGAUUGGCACGUUUGAGGAAGACCGUGGGAUUUCCACCGUCAUCAUAUAUACCUACCUACCUAACAUAAUCUACUAUAUCCCGACGGUGAAUUCAUUGGCAGAGUAGCAUUAUACUGCUACCAUACUCGUUGAUUCUCAUGUAUAAGUAGAAGAUCCCAACUGGCCAUUACAGGCUUCUAAUUACUCUACUGAAAUCGUUCUCUUCGGCAGACAGGCUCGAGACACUUGUCUUGGAAGCUCAUAAGCCUGAAAAUCCAA
Molecule: messenger RNA, 2093 nt
Organism: Daldinia caldariorum
Lineage: Eukaryota; Fungi; Ascomycota; Sordariomycetes; Xylariales; Hypoxylaceae
Product: Myb/SANT-like DNA-binding domain-containing protein
Exons: 3
Coding region: 143-1420 (425 amino acids)
Source: RefSeq, a predicted model, not a curated record